This is a messenger RNA of Dipodomys spectabilis (banner-tailed kangaroo rat), 3459 nucleotides long. RefSeq names its product proline-rich extensin-like protein EPR1. The transcript has 6 exons. The coding region runs from base 1 to 3459 and encodes 1152 amino acids. NCBI's taxonomy places the organism in Eukaryota, Metazoa, Chordata, Mammalia, Rodentia, Heteromyidae. The record is from RefSeq and is a predicted model, not a curated record.
AUGUCCCCUGCCACCACCAUGAGCACAUUGCCAGCAGGCCAGGGAGGAGACACGUCCCCUGCCACCACCGUGAAGCCUGAGGUGGCCCCAGUGGCCAGCAAAGCCCCAGGGGAGGAAUGGGGACUCGGGGGCCGACCCCUCCCGGGCCCUUCUGCCACCUUCCUGGAGAAUGGAGGUAAAUUUCCAUGCGGCAGGGUGCACGGGAGCCAGGUCCCACGAAAAGCUCUGCUCGGUCCCACUCACCCCAAGAAGCCUUCUGGUCCCCGAGACAGAGACCUGGAGGAGGAGGGUGGGGCUGGGACAGGUGGGAGCAAGGCCGAGGGCCACGCCCGGCUGAGUGGGCGCCUGGGGUUCCAGCUGGGGUUCCAGCUGCUGAGGGUCCUUAAUCCCUUAUUGGCCCUCGGUGGCUCUGAAUGUUCGCAAAAUGGCCCCUUGAAGGAGUACGGCACAGACGUGGCUAGCUGUGACGGGGUCAGCCCUGCAAAGCUAGUCAUUAAAAUGUGUGCUGAAAACACGGAGAGCCGGGAGACACUUGAUUGGGUCAGACGGCUCCCAGAACGCACCGCUGACCAGGAGACCCUGCUACCCUUGAGGCCUGACCCCAGUCCUGCAGUGGACAGGGGGCACACAGAAGCCCUUCCCCUGGACAUUCACCAUUCAACUACACCCCCUGCCCCCUCCUUCUCCACACCACCACAUCGCUACAGCAACCCCCAUGUCCACACGGGUGUCCUGCUGACUCUUGGUCUCAACUGCAUCUCCAAAGACCUCCCUGGACAUCUUGAGAAACCUCAGCUCCACGGGGACCUCCACCCACCCACAGAACCCCAGCUCCACAGGGACCUCCACCUUCCACAGAACCCCAGCUCCACAGGGACCUCCACCCACAGAACCCCAGCUCCACAGGGACCUCCACCCAUCCACAGAAUCCCAGCUCCACAGGGACCUCCACCUUCCAUAGAAUUCCAGCUCCAUGGAGACCUCCACACACCCACAGAACCCCAGCUCCACGGGGACCUCCACCCAUCCACAGAACCCCAGUUCCACAGGGACCUCCACCCACAGAACAUCAGCUCCACAGGGACCUCCACCUUCCACAGAACCCCAGCUCCACAGGGACCUCCACCUUCCACAGAACCCCAGCUCCAUGGGGACCUCCAUCCACAGAACCCCAGCUCCACGGGGACCUCCACCUUCCACAGAACCCCAGCUCCACAGGGACCUCCACCUUCCACAGAACCCCAGCUCCAUGGGGACCGCCAUCCACAGAACCCCAGCUCCACGGGGACCUCCACCCACAAAACCCCAGUUCCACGGGGACCUCCACCUUCCACAGAACCCCAGCUCCACAGGGACCUCUACCCACCCACAGAACCCCAGCUCCACGGGGACCUCCACCCAUCCACAGAACCCCAGUUCCACAGGGACCUCCACCCACAGAACCCCAGCUCCACAGGGACCUCCACCUUCCACAGAACCCCAGCUCCACAGGGACCUCCACCUUCCACAGAACCCCAGCUCCAUGGGGACCUCCAUCCACAGAACCCCAGCUCCACGGGGACGUCCACCUUCCACAGAACCCCAGCUCCACAGGGACCUCCACCUUCCACAGAACCCCAGCUCCAUGGGGACCUCCAUCCACAGAACCCCAGCUCCACGGGGACCUCCACCUUCCACAGAACCCCAGCUCCACAGGGACCUCUACCCACCCACAGAACCCCAGCUCCACAGGGACCUCCACCCAUCCACAGAACCCCAGCUCCACGGGGACCUCCACCCAUCCACAGAACCCCAGCUCCUUGGGGACCUCCAUCUUCCACAGAACUCCAGCUCCACAGGGACCUCUACCCACAGAACCCCAGCUCCACGGGGACCUCCACCCACAGAACCCCAGCUCCACAGGGACCUCCACCUUCCACAGAACCCCAGCUCCACAGGGACCUCUACCCACAGAACCCCAGCUCCACGGGGACCUCCACCCACAGAACCCCAGCUCCAUGGGGACCUCCACCCACAGAACCCCAGCUCCACAGGGACCUCCACCCACAGAACCCCAGUUCCACGGGGACCUCCACCCAUCCACAGAACCCCAGCUCCACAGGGACCUCCACCCAUCCACAGAACCCCAGCUCCAUGGGGACCUCCACCCACAGAACCCCAGCUCCACGGGGACCUCCACCCAUCCACAGAACCCCAGCUCCACGGGGACCUCCACCCAUCCACAGAACCCCAGCUCCACGGGGCCCUCCACCCAUCCACAGAACCCCAGCUCCAUGGGGACCUCCACCCACAGAACCCCAGCUCCACAGGGACCGCCACCCAUCCACAGAACCCCAGCUCCACAGGGACCUCCACCUUCCACAGAACCCCAGCUCCACGGGGACCUCCACCCACAGAACCCCAGCUCCACGGGGACCUCCACCUUCCACAGAACCCCAGCUCCAUGGGGACCUCCAUCCACAGAACCCCAGCUCCACGGGGACCUCCACCUUCCACAGAACCCCAGCUCCACAGGGACCUCCACCUUCCACAGAACCCCAGCUCCAUGGGGACCUCCAUCCACAGAACCCCAGCUCCACGGGGACCUCCACCUUCCACAGAACCCCAGCUCCACAGGGACCUCUACCCACCCACAAAACCCCAGCUCCACAGGGACCUCCACCCAUCCACAGAACCCCAGCUCCACGGGGACCUCCACCCAUCCACAGAACCCCAGCUCCUUGGGGACCUCCAUCUUCCACAGAACUCCAGCUCCACAGGGACCUCUACCCACAGAACCCCAGCUCCACGGGGACCUCCACCCACAGAACCCCAGCUCCACAGGGACCUCCACCUUCCACAGAACCCCAGCUCCACAGGGACCUCUACCCACAGAACCCCAGCUCCACGGGGACCUCCACCCACAGAACCCCAGCUCCAUGGGGACCUCCACCCACAGAACUCCAGCUCCACAGGGACCUCCACCCACAGAACCCCAGUUCCACGGGGACCUCCACCCAUCCACAGAACCCCAGCUCCACAGGGACCUCCACCCAUCCACAGAACCCCAGCUCCAUGGGGACCUCCACCCACAGAACCCCAGCUCCACGGGGCCCUCCACCCAUCCACAGAACCCCAGCUCCAUGGGGACCUCCACCCACAGAACCCCAGCUCCACAGGGACCGCCACCCAUCCACAGAACCCCAGCUCCACAGGGACCUCCACCCAUCCACAGAACCCCAGCUCCAUGGGGACCUCCACCCACAGAACCCCAGCUCCACGGGGACCUCCACCCAUCCACAGAACCCCAGCUCCACGGGGACCUCCACCCACAGAACCCCAGCUCCACGGGGACCUCCACCUUCCACAGAACCCCAGCUCCACAGGGACCUCCACCUUCCACAGAACCCCAGCUCCAUGGAGACCUCCAUCUACAGAACCCCAGCUCCACGGGGACCUCCACCUUCCACAGAACCCUAG